Molecule: messenger RNA, 2427 nt
Organism: Wyeomyia smithii (pitcher-plant mosquito)
Lineage: Eukaryota; Metazoa; Arthropoda; Insecta; Diptera; Culicidae
Exons: 1
Coding region: 1-2427 (808 amino acids)
Biological process (GO): DNA integration
Molecular function (GO): nucleic acid binding
Source: RefSeq, a predicted model, not a curated record
AUGGCACAAUUUGAUCCAACGGGACUCAUCUCUCCAAUAACUGUGCGCGGAAAGAUGCUGAUCCAAGAUCUCUGGCGUACCGGUUGUGACUGGGAUACGAAAAUUGAUGCGGAAUCGUUCGAUAAAUGGCGUCGGUUGACUGGUAUGAUGCGAAACAUCAAAUCCUUCAAGAUAUCGCGGAGUUAUUUUGGAGACGCUAAAUCGACAGAGAUACAGGAGUUAGAGCUGCAAAUUAUGGCAGACGCAAGCGAGAAAGCAUAUGGAUGUGUGGCAUACUUUCGGGCAGUCGUAAGAGGUGAAGUGCGGUGCGCACUGGUUAUGAGCCGUUCUAAAGUGGCCCCGCUGAAACAGGUAUCCAUUCCCCGUCUUGAGCUCCUGGUAGCAGUUCUUGCUGCACGACUGUCGAGAACUGUUAUCGAGAACCACAGCCUAGUCGUCGGCCGAGUGGUAUUCUGGGUGGAUGCUAGUGUGGUGCUCUCGUGGAUUCGCUCCGAUCAACGCCGAUAUAAACAAUUCGUCGGAUUCAGGAUCGGCGAAAUUCUCAGGCUAACGAAAUUGACUGAUUGGCGCUGGGUGCCUACCAGGAUGAACGUAGCGGAUCAGCUAACGAAGUGGGGCAAAGAUCCAGAAAUGCAUCCUGGAAGUGCGUGGGUUCGUGGGCCCUCCUUUCUAUACGAAAAUGAGGAGAAGUGGCCGAAGAAAGAAUUACCCCCCUCAAAUACGACGGGAGAGCUACGCAUUCAUCUGUUGUUGCACAAUGUGAAGGUACAGACGAUUCUCAUAGACGCGGGGCGCAUUUCCAAAUGGACCGUGCUCGUGCGAACGAUGGCGUGCGUUUUUCGGUUUAUCUCGAACUGUAGACGAAAGUGCAAAGGACUGCCGAUUAAAACGCUGAAACCGACGAAUCUGCAAGCAAAGAUGUUGAAGCAGAAUGCGGUAGUUUGUACUAUUGUUCCAUUGCAGCAAAAAGAGUAUGAUAUGGUCGAAAAAUGUCUGCUGCGUAUGGCUCAGGCAGAGAGUUUUAUUGAUGAACUAAAGUUGUUGAAACGGAACGAAAACCGCCCAGUAAGUCAGUGGCUCGAAAUCGAUAAAUCUAGUCCUCUUAGAAAGCUCACACCGUUAAUCGAUGAGGCUGGCUUGAUUCGUAUGGAGGGACGAUGUGCGCAGGCCGAGGAUCUUCCAUUCGAUCUUCGAUUUCCUGUCAUUUUACCGGAUGAUUCCAGGAUCACCAAUCUGAUUGUCCAGCACGUUCACGAAAAGUGUGGCCAUGGAUACAGACAAACGGUAAAGAACAAACUGAGACAACUGUUUCAUAUCAUUCAUAUGGACGCAGUGGUAAAAAAGGUAUCAUCGGCUUGCAUGUGGUGUAAGGUUAAUCGCAAUCGUCCGCGAGUUCCCCGAGAAGCACCGUUGCCGGUGCAACGUUUAACACCAAGUCUUCGUCCAUUUAGCUUUGUUGGAGUAGACUACAUGGGACCGUUCGAAGUGACCGUGGGACGCAGAAGGGAGAAACGGUGGAUAGCACUAUUCACCUGCCUGGUUACGCGGGCGGUGCACCUUGAGGUCGUGCAUGGACUGACAACACAAUCGUGCUUGAUGGCGAUAAAUCGUUUCAUUGGACGACGAGAUUGGCCAAUAGAGUUUCUGUCGGAUAACGGGACCAAUUUCCAAGGGGCAAGCAAAGAGCUGGCGGCACUCAUUAAGGACAUCGAGUUUGAUUGUGCGGACGAGUACACAAAUGCUAAAACGAAAAGGACGUUCAAUCCUCCCGCUUCACCCCACAUGGGAGGUGUGUGGGAACGCUUAGUCCGCUCGGUAAAGGAGGCACUGAAAUCGUUACAUGAUGGCAGGCGACUUACGGAUGAAAUCCUUCAGACGGUGAUUGUGGAAGCCGAGGACAUGAUAAACUCCCGACCUCUCGCAUAUACGUCUCAGGAGUCUGAGGAAGCAGAAGCUUUGACUCCAAACCAUUUCUUGCGUGGCCCCCCCUCGAGGCGACAAGACGUAGGUAUUCCGCCGGCAAAUCCUAGUGAAGCUCUGCGGGAUGCGUACAAACGAUCACAACAGUUGGCUGGUAAGAUGUGGCAGCGUUGGAUUAGAGAAUACGUCCCCACUCUGAACCAACGCACCAAAUGGUUUGGUGAAACGAAACCGUUGAAGGCGGGUGACCUGGUCUACAUCGUCGAGGGAAACAACCGGAAGUGUUGGGUUAGAGGAAUAGUAGAGGAGCCUAUCAUAUCCAGAGAUGGUCGCAUUCGACAAGCAUGGGUGCGUACGCGAACUAAGCGCUACAAGCGUGCAGUAGCGAACUUGGCUGUGCUGGAGUUAGAAGUAGGUAACACCGAACCGAAAGUAACUUCCGGACCUGGGUUACGGGUCGGGGAAUAUGUUGGGAACACUGCCAACCUGCUACCAAGCGAUGCGUAA